UUCCAUGUUGUUGUUUUAAGUCUAUUUGGUCGUUUCUUUGCUUUUAAACAAGUCUUCAGGAGUCAACUUGUGUGUGAUCAGAGAGAGCUUUUGAGAGAGAGAGAUCCAUGGAGCUCUGAUCAACCAAAUGCUUUAAAGAAACCGAACCUUUUGAGCUUCCUCUGGACUAGGUUUUAUGCUUUGAAGGUGACACACUCAUAUUGCUUGCGAUGAUGAUCGUUGCUUCUGAAAGCCCUCUGAAUCAGUGAUCAGAAUUCAGUAUUUCGCCAUGAAGAAUUGAGAAAGAUGAUAUCUGUUUACGUGGAUUACGAGGAUGAUCACUGCCCUUGAGGUUCCCCUGAAUCUCUAAAUUAGGAAUUUGGAUUAUCUUCUCAUUUAGACAUGACAUUCGAGUACAUGGGAAACACCAAUGGCAAUAUAGCUUCUUUGCCUCCUGGCUUUGGAUUUCACCCAACCGAUGUGGAGCUUGUGUCUUAUUACUUGAAGGGAAAAAUACUUGGCAAGAAUAGGGACACUAUUCCGGAAGUGGACCUGUAUAAGCAUGAGCCAUGGGAUUUGCCAGAAAAAUCCGACAUGCCUUUUAGAUGUUCCUCGUGGCAUUUCUUUUGUGCUCGAGGCAAAAAAUAUCCUAAUGGUUCUCGCACAAACAGAGCUACAAAAGCUGGUUUUUGGAAGGCCACAGGGAAGGACCGGAAUGUGAAAUUCCGAAGACGCACCAUUGGCACUAAGAAGACCCUUGUAUUUCAUGCGGGAAGGGCUCCAUCAGGGGUGCGCACGGAUUGGCUUAUGCAUGAGUAUCAUUUGGCGAAGGAAGAGUGUGAAGCUGCUGCACCAGGCAUGAAGGAUGCCUUUGUCCUCUGCCGUGUUUUUAAGAAUGAUGAAUCGGGUACAAGUGAUGAUGAUGGGUUGGAGCAAAAUGAAAGGCACGUUGCAGCACAACCAACAGAGGGUAGAUCAAUGAAUACCCCUUAUGGAAACUCAUAUGAUUUGGUUUCUGAUGAUUUAUCCAUUGCGAUGUAUCUGAAUUCUGAAGCAGCUUUCAUUCCAGCAUCUGGGGAGUACACAAGCAAUCAGAGGGUGGAUCCGAAUCCUCACAUUCUGGAACUAAAUGAUGGGGUUGCAAGCUCUCCACUUAGGAUUGAAGAUUUCCCUGAGAUCCCAUUCAAUCUAGGAAUUGGGGACCAGUCAACCUUUUUUGAUCAUUUCAGCACAAGUGAUCCACUCUCUGAACAUGACAUUAUUGAAGAAAUAUACGACGCAAUCACAAGUGCCUCUCUCAGUGGCCCCUCUUCUACACUUCCAGGUGACCAUGGAUUCACCCCAAGUGCCUACUCAGAAUUAUAUAAUCCUCAGGUUCCAGACAAUGUGGUGGACAGAGAAGAACCUGAAAUUAAUGUAAGAUACUGGCCCUCUGGUCCAGAGUCCGAAAUUCCAGGUCCAAGGUCCAGACUUCAGAUGCAUAAAAUGCAAAAUCGGUCUACUAAUCGAGCAGAGACCUACUCUUACAACAAAGGAGCUGUUGGGGUCCUUAAUGGAAGUGGCUACUCUGGUUCUGAAUCUAGUUGUGAUCUUCAGGAGCAACUGCUUUUAUUAGAGGAGUUCAAUAGUGGGCUAGGUAAUGAAUCCAAAGAGAUUCCUAUGUCCGAACCAAGUUUGGCACCCCUUGGUUGCUAUCAGGUAUCAGCAAUUUUCUGUAAGGAUGAGGAGCCCAAUUCAGACCAGUUGAUAAGAGAGGCACAUUCUUAUCAGACUGUUACUGAAAUGAGAGAUAUAUUCAUAUCAGAUGGGUCUCCAUUCCGAAAGGAUUCCGGUUCGACUGUGGCUAAAGUUAAGUCUCGGCAAAAGGGGAGAAAGGCUCGCCGUCCGCCAAAGGAAAAUGUCAGUUUAACAAAGAAACAAGUGAAGAAAAUUAUUGGAGAUUCAGGGGGUCAAAGCAAUGUGGAGGGCUUUCAUAGUGUUUCACAAAGGUCAGUUUUGUCGAGUUUGGGAGCUUGUAUUAUUGGGGCAAUGCUUCUGUUCGUGUAUGCGUACUUCAUGCUAUGCAAGAUACGGAAGUUUGUCACAGGUUUAUGUAUCCUUGGUUUAUAGGAGGUUGACCACAAACCCUAAUUGCCACAAAAAAAAAAAAAAAAAAGAGAAAAAGAAAAAGAAAAAAUGGAGAUUGACUACUAAGUACAUACAGGAUGUAGCUACAUAUAAUGUUGAAAGUCAGUACCUAGGUUUGACACUUUAUUUAUAUGAAUAAGUUAAGAUGCAGGCUCGGCCUUCUGGUUGAUAAUUUGGUAUGUCUUACAUGCUUCAGCUCUGGGCAACUGAGAGCUCUAGACGAUGAAUUGCUUAGUUUUUAUUUUACUUGUUUGUAAGAGUUAUAAGUCGUCGUUGAAGAAAAACGUGUAACUAAGAUUCUUUCAGAGUCUCUUGAACUUUUUUUUGGAGGUCAUGGAAGGCUGAGAUUGUUUUUGGGGUUGUAAGUAACUGAUGUAUACAUUCAGGCAUGCAUAUGUAUAUAAAUACAUUUGAAAUUGUUCCAA
Messenger RNA from Amborella trichopoda, 2531 nucleotides. RefSeq lists its product as uncharacterized. The record is from RefSeq and is a predicted model, not a curated record. Lineage: Eukaryota; Viridiplantae; Streptophyta; Magnoliopsida; Amborellales; Amborellaceae. Gene Ontology annotation, molecular function: DNA binding. Gene Ontology annotation, biological process: regulation of DNA-templated transcription.